AUGUCUGGAUUAAAUCCUUUCCGCCCUAAAAAGCCAGAGCGUGAGGUUCAUCCGCCCCUUCCGAAUGCUGGGCAUGACGGUGUCUGGCCCCCGAGAGGUGUGCCUCGUCUAUUAUUGCUCUUUGUGUAUAAAGUCAACGCUGACGGACUUUUAUUAGCAGUGCCUCCUAAUCGAUCACCAUCCUCCGUUUCGACAAACUCAUCCUACCCUGCUGCUCGGUUGACUGCCGGAUCUCUGACGAAUUCGUCCGCUACUCCUCAUGGCCAUUCCGUGACCCCUCCCGAAUCCUCGACGUCAGAUGCUGACGACUCUCAAACCUCGGACGAUCAGUCACUGCCAGACCCAUUCCGGAAAAGUUCGCACAUGAGCGACAAUGAUGUGGAUGAGGGGGAGGACCUCAAUGAUGAUACCUGGAAGCCGCCCUAUUUUCAUCGCUCGACCCCCGCACCUGAUCGCCAUCACUCAGCUUUCAGCAUCGCUCCCCAUCCCACGCCGUUGCCCCCAGGAGCUGUAAUAUCGACUCCCACCGCCCCUCUGGCACCCUCAGGAGGACACAAGAGAACAGACAACAGCAAUCGUUUGGGGGCGCUGGAACACCAGAAGAACCCGCGAGAGAAUACGAUGAAUGCGACGCCGAGCGCGCCUGUACCUAUAUCAGCUCCCCGUGGGAUGGCUCAUACGGGCAGUGGUACUGCGUGCAUCCCUGGACAACAUACAGUUGCUCCAUCGUCUGAGUUUGAGACUGGCUCGAAGCCUCUUGCGGUGCGUCCGGCAAACCGGGACAAGAAACCUCCACCACCACCUAAAAGUCAUCAUGGGAAGUUGAUCAACCCCAGUCCUCAUGCGACCUCCUCUCAGCCCCAGCCGGUACCCCCUCGGCCGACCAAGCGGUUCUCCUACCAUGGCACAUCCUCUGAGACAUCCCUUUCUCUAACACCAGAUACACCUCCCAGCAGGUCAUCUCAGCCGAGGAUUGAUUAUUUUACUCCACUACAUGAUAACCCAGCUCCUCAAUCAGCAGAAACGCUCAGACGUAGCCAGUCACAGCACAAGCGGCCGCCGACGCCGCCGCUGAGUAGGCGACACAGUCAGAUGAGAAGAUCCAAAAGCACUAUGUCCAGAACAAAUCUGUCUCGGCUAUCAAUGCCAGCUGGAAAGAUUGAGGUGAACGCAUCUCCUCCUUCGAGCCCAGGUCCUCGAGCUCAGGAGCCCAGGACAGCUCCGCGGAUUUCAGAUGAGGCAGAACCUGAUUCUGGUCAACGUGAGCCGCCAUUGUCAAGGCGAGCGUCUCAGGUGAACCCGCUGCCACCACCUCCUCCACCGAGGAGGAACCGAGUUUCCAGCAGUCAUAGCAACAGUAGGAGCCAGUCUGCACAGGAGAAGCAGGCAGAGGAUGAGGACUUUAUCCCUCGUCCGUCGAAUGCCAAUGACAUCUUGGCCGAUUUGUCGCGGCUACAGAAAGAAGUGGAUGAUCUCCGUGGCCACUAUGAGAGCCGCAAGGUCAGUCACUAG
Messenger RNA from Aspergillus fischeri NRRL 181, 1512 nucleotides. RefSeq lists its product as uncharacterized. NCBI's taxonomy places the organism in Eukaryota, Fungi, Ascomycota, Eurotiomycetes, Eurotiales, Aspergillaceae. The record is from RefSeq and is a predicted model, not a curated record. The transcript has a single exon. The coding region runs from base 1 to 1512 and encodes 503 amino acids.